CUUCACCAAGAUGGCGGCCGCUAAGGAUGGUCGUGGUGAAGUGGUCACAGGGAACAGGCGGCGACUCCAUCUGGGGAUUCCUGAGGCUGUGUUUGUGGAAGAUGUAGAUUCCUUCAUGAAACAGCCUGGGAAUGAAACUGCAGAUAUAGUACUAAAGAAGUUGGAUGAACAGUACCAGAAGUAUAAGUUUAUGGAACUCAACCUUGGUCAAAAGAAAAGGAGGCUAAAAAGUCAGAUUCCAGAAAUUAAGCAGACUUUAGAAAUUCUUAAAUACAUGCAGAAGAAAAAAGAGUCCACCAGUGCAUUGGAGACCAGAUUCUUACUGGCAGAUAACGUGUACUGCAAAGCUUCGGUUCCCCCUACUGACAAAGUGUGUCUGUGGUUGGGGGCAAAUGUAAUGCUUGAAUACGAUAUUGAUGAAGCUCACGCACUGUUGGAAAAGAACUUAGCAACUGCCACAAAGAAUCUUGAUUCUCUUGAGGAAGACCUUGAUUUUCUUCGAGAUCAAUUUACUACCACAGAAGUCAAUAUGGCCAGGGUUUAUAAUUGGGAUGUAAAAAGAAGAAACAAAGAUGAUUCUACCAAGAACAAAGCAUAACGAUGGCAGUUGCAAACGUGGUUCAGUUUUCCUAACACAUGUUAUUUUAAAUACCCCAAAAUUUAUCCUUCAGAAGUGACAUAACGUUGACUAUUUUUUUUAGCAGCAAGGAUGAGGAUUAAAGCUUUUAAAAAAGAGAAACACCAUUUUAUUUAUUUAUAAGAACAAAAUUAGUUUCUAAUAUUUUAGGAAGUUAACAGUCUUUUGAUUUUUUUUUCACAUUUCCCAAUAAA
Messenger RNA from Orycteropus afer afer, 831 nucleotides. It is a transcript of the gene VBP1, whose product is annotated as VHL binding protein 1. Gene Ontology annotation, biological process: protein folding; tubulin complex assembly; microtubule-based process. The record is from RefSeq and is a predicted model, not a curated record. Gene Ontology annotation, molecular function: tubulin binding. Lineage: Eukaryota; Metazoa; Chordata; Mammalia; Tubulidentata; Orycteropodidae. Gene Ontology annotation, cellular component: cytoplasm; prefoldin complex.